CCCUUCAACAUGCACUAAACACUGAUGCAUCGUGGGUACUUGGUUGGAAAUCACGUUUGGAUCCAGCAUGGCAGGAAAGCAGAAAAGGAAGCUAGAGGACCUAAGCGUGGAUGAGUUCCUGCUGUCUGGAUUUGACUCCGCAUGCGAGGAAGAUUCUGAAGAUGAAGCUCCCAACAAGAAUGCACAGAAGAAGAAAAAAGCAGGAAAAUCUGCAGUUAAAGAGAAUGAUGUUGCGAAGAAAGGCAAGGCAUCCCAGCACAAGGACCAGUUGUCCAGGUUAAAGAGUAAAGAUCCCGAGUUCUACAAGUUCUUGGAGCAGAAUGACCAGACUCUGCUCAACUUUGACGACACAGACAGCUCAGAAGAUGAAGAGGAGAGGAAAUACCACACACUCCCCAGUCAGCUGGCGGAGGCCAGUUCGGAUGACGAGGAAGAACAAGGCUCUGCACCAAAAUCCCAAAAGACUGUGGAGGCCAUCAAAGUCACAGAUAAAAUGGUGGAAGACUGGCGAGCAGCUCUCAAGGAGGAGCCCACACCCCGCCUCUUCAGAGAGAUCACCCAAGCCUUCAAGGCUGCCGUGGCAACCACCAAAGGAGAGGCGGGAGAUCCGUGUCGAUACAAAGUAGCCGACAGCUCAGUGUUCAAUGCCCUGGUGCUGUUCUGUAUCAGAGAUGUAUAUGUGGUCCUACAAAGGAUGCUGAACCUCAAACCAGACAAAGACCAGAAGAAGCCAGUGCUUCCGUCGUCGAGCCCAAAGUGGCAGAAGAACAUGGUGGACAUAAAGAUGUACCUCAGUGGGAUCGUCCAGCUGCUGUCGUGUCUCACAGAGGCCACGGUCAUCAGUGCUGUCCUGAGGCACGCUAACCAGCUGGUGCCAUACUUCCUGUGUCUGCCCAAGCAGUGCCGACACCUACUGAAGCAACUGAUCAAGCAGUGGAGCACAGGGGAGGAGAUCAGCCGAGUGGUGGCCUUCCUGGCCCUCAACAAGAUCUGCAGACACAAACAAGACACAUACCUUAACCCCAUCCUCAGGCAAAUGUACAUCUCCUACGUUCAGAACUGUAAGUUCACCUCGCCCAACGUGCUGCCUCUCAUCAACUUCAUGCAAAGGACCCUGACUGAGAUGUACUCACUGGAUACACAGGCCUCUUACCAGCAUGGCUUCAUCUACAUACGACAGCUGGCCAUCCACCUGAGGAACGCCAUGACCAUGAAGAAGAAGGAGACAUACCAGUCUGUGUAUAACUGGCAGUUUGUCCACUGUCUGUACCUGUGGUGUCGUGUGCUCAGCACCAUCCACCCCAGCGACGUCCUCCAGCCGCUCAUCUACCCUCUGUGCCAGGUCAUAGUGGGCACCAUCAAGCUGGUGCCCACCUCACGGUACUACCCUCUCAGGAUGCACUGUGUGCGAGUCCUCACCCUCCUCUCUGGCAGCACCGGCACCUUUGUGCCCGUGAUGCCCUUCCUCCUCGAGAUCAUUCAACAGGUGGACUUCAACAAGAAGCCAGGCCGCAUGAGUGCCAAACCCAUCAACUUUGCUGUGAUCCUGAAACUCAGCAAUACCAACCUCCAGGAGAAGGCUUAUAAGGACGGCCUAAUCGACCAGCUGUAUGACCUGAUGCUGGAGUACUUCCACUCCCAGGCCUGCUCCAUUGGCUUCCCUGAGCUGGCCCUGCCCACCAUCAUCCAGCUGAAAGCGUUCCUGAAGGAAUGCAAAGUGGCCAAUUACUGCAAGCCAGUCCGCCAGCUGCUGGAGAAGGUACAGGAGAACUGCAGCCACAUCACAGGGCGGAGACAGAAGGCCGCCUUCGGAGUGGCCCACGCCACCGCCGUGGUGGCGUGGGAGAAGCAGGUGCUGGAGGAGGGAACUCCCCUCACCAGGUAUUACACCCAGUGGAAGAAGCUGAGAGAGAAGGAGAUCCAGCUGGAGAUCUCUGGCAAGGAGAGGAUGGAAGACCUGGACCUGCCUGAGGUGAAGAGAAGGAAGCUGAAGGAUAAGAAGGAGCAGGACAAGAAGGACUUCACGGAUCUCUUUGCUUCUGACAGCGACUCGGACGAUAACGCCACAGCUCUCACAUUCAAAGGCAAAAAGAAAAACCUGGAUUCGGACGACGAAGAUCUGGAGGAUCUGUCUGACCUGAGUGAUGACGAGGGCGUGGACGCGGACCAAGAUGGCGCCUCAGAUGCUGGCGAUGGUGAGGAUGGUGAUGAUGAUGAAGAGGAGCGUCAGGCAGCCAAGGCUCCCAAGCAGCUGUCCAGCAAGGCCCUGAUGGAGCUGGCUGAGGGGGAGGAGGACCUGGUGGAGGACCUGCAGCUGUCUGACCAGGAGGACUGAGCGCACACACACGCACAAUAUGUGCACCUCGCAUUUCUUCUCUCAACCAUUUAGUUUAAUUUGAAUUUUGUACGUGACAGUUAUUGUACAGUGCCACCAUGUACAAAGUAUAAAAGUUUCAAUCCA
Molecule: messenger RNA, 2461 nt
Organism: Hypomesus transpacificus
Lineage: Eukaryota; Metazoa; Chordata; Actinopteri; Osmeriformes; Osmeridae
Gene: noc2l
Product: NOC2-like nucleolar associated transcriptional repressor
Exons: 19
Coding region: 68-2335 (755 amino acids)
Biological process (GO): ribosomal large subunit biogenesis; negative regulation of transcription by RNA polymerase II
Cellular component (GO): Noc1p-Noc2p complex; nucleoplasm; nucleolus
Molecular function (GO): histone binding; transcription corepressor activity
Source: RefSeq, a predicted model, not a curated record